Musa acuminata subsp. malaccensis (wild Malaysian banana) is the source of this 1416-nucleotide messenger RNA. Its product is annotated as U-box domain-containing protein 29. NCBI's taxonomy places the organism in Eukaryota, Viridiplantae, Streptophyta, Magnoliopsida, Zingiberales, Musaceae. The record is from RefSeq and is a predicted model, not a curated record. Gene Ontology annotation, biological process: protein ubiquitination. Gene Ontology annotation, molecular function: ubiquitin protein ligase activity.
UAAAGACGACACGGGAAGGAGGAAGGAGGAAGAAGAGGAAGGAGAGAGAGAUGGGGAGGAGGAGAGAGAAGGGAGGGAGAGUGGAUGGGCUGGAGGUGAAAUUGCCGAGCUUCUUCCGGUGCCCGAUAUCGCUGGAGGUGAUGAGGUCGCCCGUCAGUCUGUGCACCGGCGUCACCUACGACCGGGACUCGAUCCAGCGGUGGCUCGACUCCGGCCACCGGACCUGCCCCGCCACCCGCCUUCCCCUCCCCUCCCCCGUCCACCUCGUCCCCAACCUCACCCUCCGCCGCCUCAUCCACCUCUGGUCCUCCCCUCACCUCCUUCCCCCGCCUCCCCCGUCCUCCUCCCCCGACGACCUCCUCCUUGACCUCCGAUCCUCUUCUUCCGACCCCCUCCCUCUCCUCGACCGUCUCUCCGCCUUCUUCUCCUCCCCCGCCACCGACGACUCCGAAAAGGACCGCCUUGCCUCCUCGGUGCACUUCGCCCCCGCCCUCGUCUCCCGUGUCGUCGAUGAUAACGCCGGAUUAGAAGCCCUGCGAGCGGCAGUCAGGGUCCUCGCUCUGGUCCUGGGAAUGGAGAGCCGCAGAGAACUCGCGAUCGCGGCGCUCAUCGCGGACCUCGAUGGGUCCGUCUCCGCCCUCCUCAAAGUCCUCAAGAGCCGCGACGGGGCGGAAGAAUACCGAAUCGACGCGGCUACGGUUCUCGAGUCGAUCCUGUCGUCUCCUUCUUGUGACAGCGAGAGGAGGAUCUUGAUCGUGGAGAAGGCGGAUCUUUUCCCGGAGCUCGUCCGCUUGAUCGACCCGCCCGACACGAUGGACCCGGCGGCCGCAGACGCGGGGCUGCGGUGCCUGCUCGCAGCGGCCAAGGGGAGGCACGCGCGGGCGGGAAUGGCUCGGGCCGGGGCGGUGCCCGCGCUCGCGAGGGCGCUGACGGCCGCGGAGCUGCCCGCCACGACGGCAGAGCGGGCGCUGAAAGCGAUGGAGGCCGCGGCGAGAAGCACGGAGGGGAGGGCGGCGGUAUGCGAGGCCGCAGAGGUGUGCGUGGGGGCGGUGAUGGAGAGGGUGCUGAAGGUGGGGCGGGAGGGGAGGGAGGCGGCGGUGGCGGUGCUGUGGGCGGCGUGCGUAGCGGCGGAGGACCGGCGGGCGAGGGAGGCGGUGGCGGUGGCGAGAGGCGGCGCGGCGAAGAUACUGGUGGUGAUGCAGGGCGGGUGCUCGCCGGCGGCGGCGAGGAUGGCCAGGGAGCUGCUCCGGGUCUUCAAGGUGGACGCCGAGAGCUGCAGCGUGGGCUACGACACCAAGACGACCCACAUCAUGCCUUACUAAACCUCUUUAAUUAACACUUGGAAUCCCUCAUUAACAUGUGGGGAUUAUAAUUAUUAUUAUUAGCACAUGGAAACAAAAAAAAAAAUACUUUAUA